Malassezia restricta is the source of this 3075-nucleotide messenger RNA. Its product is annotated as mediator of RNA polymerase II transcription subunit 14. The coding region runs from base 1 to 3075 and encodes 1024 amino acids. The record is from RefSeq and is a predicted model, not a curated record. Gene Ontology annotation, cellular component: mediator complex; core mediator complex. The transcript has 2 exons. Gene Ontology annotation, biological process: regulation of transcription by RNA polymerase II. Lineage: Eukaryota; Fungi; Basidiomycota; Malasseziomycetes; Malasseziales; Malasseziaceae. Gene Ontology annotation, molecular function: transcription coregulator activity.
AUGAGCCACCAGAACCCCGAGGCACGCGUAACGCUGGAGCAGCUGCUUCAAGAGCUGCCACUCGAGGAUGGCGGGCUGGUGCCCCUGGCGGUGAUCGUCGAAAGAAUUACAAAUUCGGCGUAUCAAGUGAUCCAGAGUCUGAGUGACACGCUUCCGUCGCUAUCGAGCGACGCCAAACGCGCCAAAAUAUUCACGGCAGCACUCGAGUUACGCCGCCUCUUUGUCAAGCUGCUUGUCAUCGUGCGAUGGACAAAGGAUGCCAAGUUGCUCCAUCGCGCACGAAAUGUUGUAGCGCUGCUUGUCGAGCAGCAAUGGGCCCAUGAGGAUGCAUUCUCAGGCCUGACGCAAGUGCGAAAAAUUUUGCCGAAUGCACGAAUGAGUGAUGCAGACUUUGUCACUGCCAUCGAUGUGCUGUGCACGGGAACAUACCAACGCUUACCAGCGUCCAUCAAAGACAGCACAGUUAUGCCGACGCCUCUCAAUAACGAAGAGGCACGCAGCAUCAUGGCGAAUCUCGACCGCAUACUGCGAGCGCGACUCGCAUGGACAGAGUCCAUCCCGAUGAAGCUACGACUACAGCGCAUAGCCGAUGGGAAGGCUUACAUGGAGAUGCCUGGUCUAUAUGACAUGUGCCUCACCGUACAAGGCCCUGAGAAGCAAGACCGUUGGUGGCUCCUCGAUUUUCACUUUGCUGAUCAAGUCGAUGAAGAUGACCAAGAGUCAACAUGGACUGAAGCUUACCUAGAUCGCAUUCAUGAAAAGGCUGAGGCGAUGUUUUCUUCAGAAACAAGCGAAGACGAUGAACCAGCGCUUAUGCGACUGCAUCACAUGCUUGAGCAGGAGGCACUUCAGCGCCAGCUGCAUAUCAUGCAUCGCCAGCUUCAGCGCAUGUCCAGUUCCAAUUGGGGAAGGCAUAUCAGCUACACCCUGAAAGAGCAUGUAUUGGAUAUCACGUACUGGAAUGGACACAGCGAGCUUCAAGGCCAUAUCACCCUUCAGCUUGAAUCGCUGCCACUACAAGGCCCCAAUCGUGUGCUGUCAGAGAUCAUGUCUGGCACAAAUGUCACUGCGAAGCAGAACCGCAUCCAUGUACAGUGGCAUUUGGAAGACGAGGUCCGUGCGCAUGUCCCGCGAGAUGAACAAACGUGUGCCUUGGAUCGCUUGGAUAUCGAGGCAUUAGUGCUCUUGUGCAUUAGGCGCCAUUCGCACGCGCUCAUGAAACGAUUCGAGGCAGAAAUCGGGCGCUUCGAAGGGCUUGGCGCAGGUAACCCAGGCUUAUGUCGACUUUGCACGCACAAGGACAAUGGCUACGGACCCCAGUACUCUCUCCAGCUCCAGUUGACAGAAACGGUGCGUAUCAUGCUGUACAUUUCGACAAUCUCUGGCCGGAUCGGACUGAAGCUGCUCGAAGCAAACCCGAACGAGAUGGCUUUAUCACUGAGUCAGAGUCAAAAUGCCGCGUUGCAGCAAAUGGCAGACCGCAUUCAGACCAACUUGUCGUGCGUUGCCGACACAAUCUUUGCAUUCCGAAUGCAAUGCUUGACGAAAAACCUGCAGCUCAAGAUGGCAUGGCUCGGUUUGCCGUGCUCGGCAUCCAUCUCUCUUCGCUCGGGUGAAUUCAGCAGGAUGGGAUUGCAAAAAGGGCAUCCUCUUUUGUAUGUCCCACUCGGCAUUUUACCUGGUUACCAUUUUUUGCUGUAUUUCGAGCCCAAGCAACAACUUGGCAUGGCCCUUGUUCUCAUCGCAUCUGAGAUGGAAAACGGCAAGAUAACGAAGGUGAUCAGCUCUGUUAAGUGGUUGAAUAAGACACACCUGUCUCAAUUCUCAAUUCAAGAUUCGAUGCUGGUCAAUACGCCGGCUGACUUAGCCAGUGAGCCACACGAUUCAUAUACGAAAGACCGAAUUCACACGGAAGAACUCGAGUUGGCUUUGCAUUACAGCGUAGCCACAGUCGUGUACUCUCAUCUGGAGGAGCAGCUACGCCUCAAGCUUGUCCCAUUUGUGCUUUUGGAUGGCACGUCGCAUGCCACCACUCCGCCCACGGGUAAAAGUCCAGAUCCAUUACUUCCCAGUCUCUGUGUCCAAGCUUGUAAAUUACUCACCUCGUAUCAGGACCUUAUUAAGCCCAACAUGUCGCUUCAGCUGUGUGAGUGGUGGCUGCCCCUCAGGCGCAGAGUCGUUAUGCACUUCAAAGUCAAUCUGAAGGAAUAUUACGACAUGGAAUCGCUGCAACUAUCUGACAGAUUGAACUUCGAUCCCAGGUCAGGUGUAUUUACUUUUACGUGCUACGAAGUUACAGCAUGUCUUACCAAGUUCCAGCAGAUUUGGCAACAAGUUGCCCGCUUUUGUUUGUUGCUAAACACUCUUUCUUCCUGGAACGCGUCCAACUUCUUCUUGACUCUACAGUCACUGAGCUGGCAACAAGUGAACAUAACCUAUGGCGAAAAGGAACACGAUCACCCUUACUUUCUGCGAGUCAAAUUCAACAUGGUUGAACCUCUCGAACAACCCCGCUAUAUUUUGGAAUGCGGUGUUCAACACAGUGCCAUGUCCAACCCACACCAGUAUAUCCUAAGAAUUCUUGAGCGAAGCUUGAAUGUACUCACAAGUGACGCUGAAAAUAUCUGGUUUACCAUGUUCCAAACUCUGGCAUCUACUUUACCAAUACUGUCUCAGCUACAUGAUCUCAUUCAAAACGCUGUCGUUUCGGCUGACUGUCCCGAUGUGCAAAUUAUGGAUGCACAAUGGUACCGCGUCCGGUUCUACGAAGUUCAUGCACUUGAUCUACGUGUGAUGCCUGAUAAUCGCCUACUUAUGACAGAUACCUGUGAAAAUUCGGCAAGCAAAAAGACAAAAGACAUCACCGAAGCAUCUAGUAGCUCGCUGCUAAGGCCCCUACCAAACUUGGCCUCACUAUGGAAUGAAAUCGUAACCGAAACAGCUACACAUGGAACAUCAAGGGCAUCCAAUCACGACCGCACGUCCAACCCAAACAUGGUAACAGUUUCAUUGUUACCUAAUCAAGAGAACAUCCACACAUUAAUCAAAAAUAUUCAGGAAGAAAUAAAUUUAUAA